AUGCUGGAGGAACGCGAUGACGAUCAAGAGGAGGAGUUUUACACUGAGGACGUCAACUACAUUCAUAGCCAGGGUUACUACAAGAACAACCCCAAUAUGUCCUAUCGAAGCACGAAUGUAGAGAACCCCCAGGACCAAGUCUAUCCUCCUCAAGCCAACACGUCUGGUCAAGGAAAGAUGUACCCAACUAAACCACGUGAUGGGUACAACAAAAAUUUCCAAGGAGGCUAUCAGAAAAACACCUCUGUUCCACCUGGAUUCGAGGCUAAGCAAGGUCCGCAAGAACCUGGAGUCAAGCAGAUGCUUCAGCAACUACUUCAGGGACAGUCUACCGGAAACGUGGAUCUCAACAAGCGACUAUCUGAGAUCAAUGGGAGAAUCGACUUCUCGCACCACGACCUUCAGACUAAGAUUGAAGCUCUCACAAGUAGAAUCCAUCAGCUUGAACACAAAGGCGGAACAGCUUCCUCAUCCAGAACGCAAGGUCAACUUCCGGGUAAAGCAGAGCAGAAUCCCAAGGAAUACGUACACGCAAUUACAUUGAGAAGUGGACGCGCUUUACCUCCAGAACAGGACCCGCACCAGUCAAUGAGGACAUUGAGGAACAAGAGGAGGAGAUUUCAGUUGAAACUGAAGCCCAGCACCUGUACUGAAGAGGAACCACCAGUUCAAGAGAAAGAGAAAGCACCAGAGGAAGUGCAAAAGAAGAAGAAAGCCCCAGCUUUCGUUCCUCCUCCUUACAAACCGCAACUUCCCUUUCCUGCCCGAUUCAAGAAACAACAGCUUGAGAAAGCAGAGCCUGUUUGA
Molecule: messenger RNA, 807 nt
Organism: Microthlaspi erraticum
Lineage: Eukaryota; Viridiplantae; Streptophyta; Magnoliopsida; Brassicales; Brassicaceae
Source: the annotation of a GenBank genome assembly